This is a messenger RNA of Rattus rattus (black rat), 1254 nucleotides long. RefSeq names its product acylphosphatase 2 (gene Acyp2). The record is from RefSeq and is a predicted model, not a curated record. The transcript is spliced from 5 exons. Bases 194 to 550 code for a protein of 118 amino acids. Gene Ontology annotation, molecular function: acylphosphatase activity. Lineage: Eukaryota; Metazoa; Chordata; Mammalia; Rodentia; Muridae.
UGCCUGCCCUUGGCACUAGCCUCGGUUUUCUUCAGAGAACAGAAUCCUGGGGAGCGCAGAGAGGGAGCUCCCUGCUUGGGAGCUGGAGCGCCCGGUGUCCUGCCGUCCUCACUACGGACUGCGGACUGCGGUGUCCUGUGGUCUUGCGUGACCCGGCGCGUACCCGUCCUGCCAGGCGUCGGUCCCAGAGCCCAUGAGCCUCCUUCGCCUGGCGUCUGUCGCACUCUCCGCACCACACACCCCGCUCCGGCUGCUCGCGAGAGGGCUGGCCGCCAUGGCGGAGCCGCUUAAGUCUGUGGACUACGAAGUGUUCGGGACAGUGCAAGGUGUUUGCUUCAGAAUGUAUACAGAAGGAGAAGCUAAGAAAAGAGGUCUGGUUGGCUGGGUGAAGAAUACAAGCAAAGGCACAGUGACAGGUCAAGUUCAAGGCCCUGAAGAAAAGGUCAAUUCCAUGUACUUUUUCAGGAAUACAGAGGCUGCAUUUACUGCUCCAUUGCUGCCUCCAUUUCUUCCUGAGGAAGUCCUGGCUGAGCAAGGUUGGGAGUCCUAGUUCUCGCAUCGACCGGGCCGACUUUUCUAACGAAAAAACAAUCUCUAAACUGGAAUACUCUAAUUUUAGUAUUCGAUAUUAAUAAAAGAAAACGAUCAGUUGCAAUGCUUAUAUUAUAGAAGAUAAAACAUAUUCUUAGGUUUAUAAUAGUAGGAAAGUAGGAUUAAAAAUGGAAAGGUUUUGUUCUGGAAUUAUACAUUACUGAAAUGUCUGAAACUGAAAAACUUUACUCACCUAUGUUUUAGCAAGCAGAAACUAAAUAUUAUAAAAUAAAAUGUCAUUAUAAAUUAUCUAAUAUGAACAUUCAAGUUAAAUAUUGUCUUAUGGAGUCAUUUAUUUCAGAAAAUAUUACAGUAUAUGUUACUUUAUAUUACAUUAUAUAUGUUAUUUGGCUAGACAUAAAAUAAAAUUAACCAUGUAAAAUUACCUAUGGAUACUGUUGCCUAAUUGACUUUUAAAGUCCUCUGAAUAAUAACUUACUAUUAAGGUUGAGUGAUUAGCCUUAAAAAUUGUUAAAAUAAAUUCACGUGAUGAUCACCAUAACCAGAAAGUACUAGCAAUAGACAGUUAGUGUGUAAACUUCUCCUUAAACUCAAGCCUGGUUCAGUACAAAGUUGGACUUACUAUCCUUGACUUCAUUGUUCUGUAGUCUGAAGAGUGUUGUUGUAAAAAUAUAAAAAAUAAAAGAGUAUUGGUGUCUUUUA